AUGAGCUUCAAGUCUACCUCGGCAGUCACCAUACGCGUGGGGAAGGCGCCAAACACCGAGGACUUCAUCGCGCACGAGACCUUCCUUACUUCCCGUUCAGAGUUCUUCCGCCGCGCCAUGAACGGCAACUGGCAGGAGGCAGACACAAGGACUAUAAACUUCCCCGACGAUGACCCCGGCAUUUUCGCCCUCUAUCUCAACCACCUCUAUACUGGACAGCUGCCUAUUACAACCAAAACCAAGGAAGAACUGAAGAUGCUCACAUCAGCCGACUUCACAAUACUUGUUACAGAACAAUACCACGUUGUUUUCAGCGUUUUUGUUCUUGGUGAGAAACUUCAAGACCUUUCGAUCAAGAAUGCCAUGAUGGAAGCUGCACUAGCCACCACCAGAUUGCAAGGACCAGCCGGGAGAUGGCAAACGCCGACUGCGCGAACAGCCAACAUGGUGUACAAUGGCACACCAGCAAGCAGUCUCGCCAGAUCUUUUCUCACCGACACAUGGACAGCGUUACCCAUCGACAAUAUCCUCGUGAACUUCAACCAGCUCCACACAGAUAUGAGGAGUGACCUUGGAAAAUCACUAAGAGACCGUUACAAUAUUCUUUUACAAACCAUAGGAAACAUUGCAGAGAAGAAGGGAAUUGCUGCGUACCAGGAGAAGCCGAAGUGA
Messenger RNA from Alternaria ethzedia, 672 nucleotides. RefSeq lists its product as uncharacterized. Bases 1 to 672 code for a protein of 223 amino acids. NCBI's taxonomy places the organism in Eukaryota, Fungi, Ascomycota, Dothideomycetes, Pleosporales, Pleosporaceae. Gene Ontology annotation, molecular function: protein binding. The record is from RefSeq and is a predicted model, not a curated record. The transcript has 2 exons.